Paramecium primaurelia is the source of this 4535-nucleotide messenger RNA. The record is from the annotation of a GenBank genome assembly. NCBI's taxonomy places the organism in Eukaryota, Ciliophora, Oligohymenophorea, Peniculida, Parameciidae.
AUUUUUUCAAAUAUGAGUCAACCACCAUAGGCAUCAUAAUCAUAAUAAUAAAAGGCCAAUACAUUUAAUAAAUCAGAAAAAACUAAAGAUAUCAGAUUAACAAAUAUCUAAGCUGCUAAAGGUAAACAAUCCAACAUAUAUAUUAAGCUGUAUCUGAUGCAAUAAGAACAAGUCUAGGACCUAGAGGAAUGGAUAAAAUGAUUUAAGAUGCCAAAGGUGAAGUACUCAUUACAAAUGAUGGAGCCACUAUUCUCAAAUAAAUGGAUUUGGUUCAUCCUACUGCAAAAAUGGUAAUCUAUUCAAUAUUAAAAAAAGCUAGUUGAAAUUUCUCAUGCUUAAGAUGUUGAAGCUGGUGAUGGAACUACUUCAGUUGUAGUAUUUGCAGGAGCAUUAUUGAAAUCAUGUGAAGUCCUUUUAGAGAAAGGAAUACAUCCAACCACUAUUUCAGAGGGAUUUCAAUAUGCUUUAGAAAAUGCACUAGAAGCUUUAGAUGAAUUAAAAAAACCUGUAGAUCUAGACAAUAAAUAAUAAUUGAUUGAAUGUGUGUAAACAGCACUUUCAUCAAAAGUGGUUUCAUCUAAUAGUGCAUAAUUGGCUCCACUUGCUGUAGAUGCAGUUUUGAGAAUUGUUGACCCUCUUAAACCUGAUAAUGUUGAUCUUAAAGAUAUUAAAAUUGUUAAAAAAUUAGGAGGCACAAUUGAUGAUACUGAAUUAGUUGAAGGAAUUGUAUUCUCUAAUUAAAAAGCAAGUUAAACAGCUGGAGGACCAUAAAAAAUAGAAAAUGCUAAAGUUGCACUUCUUUAAUUUUGUUUAUCAGCACCAAAAACAGAUGUUGAGAAUUCUAUUGCAAUUAAAGAUUAUACAGAAAUGGAUAAAAUAUUGAAAGAAGAAAGAAAAUAUAUUAUAGAUCUUGUAAAAAAGAUAGUAGCAUCAGGUGCAAAUGUAUUAUUAAUACAAAAAAGUAUAUUAAGAGAUGCAGUAAAUGAUCUUUCAUUACACUUUUUAGCAAAGAAAGGUAUAAUGGUAGUAAAAGAUAUUGAAAGAGAGGAUGUUGAAUUUAUAUCAAAGGUAUAUUUAUAUAUUUAUAAUUAUUAUCAUAGACUUUAUGUUUAGUACCAGUUGCACAUAUAGAUUAAUUGACUCCAGAAAAAUUAGGAAAUGCUGGACUUGUUGAAACAGUUUUCUUGAAUGAUGAAAGUAAAGUAUUAAGAAUUACUGGAAUGCCUGUUUAAUCUAAAGCUUUAACAAUCUUAGUUAGAGGAUCAAAUUAAUUAGUUUUAGAUGAAGCUGAUAGAAGCAUUCAUGAUGCAUUAUGUGUUGUUAGAAGUCUUGUUAAAAGCAAAGGUUUAAUUCCAGGAGGAGGAGCACCUGAAAUUCAUUUAUCAUUAAAAUUAACUUAAAAGGCUAAUACUUUAACAGGUGCAAGAUCUAUGUGUGUGAGAGCAUUUGCUGAAGCACUUGAAGUGAUUCCUUAUACUCNACAAGUCUAGGACCUAGAGGAAUGGAUAAAAUGAUUUAAGAUGCCAAAGGUGAAGUACUCAUUACAAAUGAUGGAGCCACUAUUCUCAAAUAAAUGGAUUUGGUUCAUCCUACUGCAAAAAUGGUAAUCUAUUCAAUAUUAAAAAAAGCUAGUUGAAAUUUCUCAUGCUUAAGAUGUUGAAGCUGGUGAUGGAACUACUUCAGUUGUAGUAUUUGCAGGAGCAUUAUUGAAAUCAUGUGAAGUCCUUUUAGAGAAAGGAAUACAUCCAACCACUAUUUCAGAGGGAUUUCAAUAUGCUUUAGAAAAUGCACUAGAAGCUUUAGAUGAAUUAAAAAAACCUGUAGAUCUAGACAAUAAAUAAUAAUUGAUUGAAUGUGUGUAAACAGCACUUUCAUCAAAAGUGGUUUCAUCUAAUAGUGCAUAAUUGGCUCCACUUGCUGUAGAUGCAGUUUUGAGAAUUGUUGACCCUCUUAAACCUGAUAAUGUUGAUCUUAAAGAUAUUAAAAUUGUUAAAAAAUUAGGAGGCACAAUUGAUGAUACUGAAUUAGUUGAAGGAAUUGUAUUCUCUAAUUAAAAAGCAAGUUAAACAGCUGGAGGACCAUAAAAAAUAGAAAAUGCUAAAGUUGCACUUCUUUAAUUUUGUUUAUCAGCACCAAAAACAGAUGUUGAGAAUUCUAUUGCAAUUAAAGAUUAUACAGAAAUGGAUAAAAUAUUGAAAGAAGAAAGAAAAUAUAUUAUAGAUCUUGUAAAAAAGAUAGUAGCAUCAGGUGCAAAUGUAUUAUUAAUACAAAAAAGUAUAUUAAGAGAUGCAGUAAAUGAUCUUUCAUUACACUUUUUAGCAAAGAAAGGUAUAAUGGUAGUAAAAGAUAUUGAAAGAGAGGAUGUUGAAUUUAUAUCAAAGGUAUAUUUAUAUAUUUAUAAUUAUUAUCAUAGACUUUAUGUUUAGUACCAGUUGCACAUAUAGAUUAAUUGACUCCAGAAAAAUUAGGAAAUGCUGGACUUGUUGAAACAGUUUUCUUGAAUGAUGAAAGUAAAGUAUUAAGAAUUACUGGAAUGCCUGUUUAAUCUAAAGCUUUAACAAUCUUAGUUAGAGGAUCAAAUUAAUUAGUUUUAGAUGAAGCUGAUAGAAGCAUUCAUGAUGCAUUAUGUGUUGUUAGAAGUCUUGUUAAAAGCAAAGGUUUAAUUCCAGGAGGAGGAGCACCUGAAAUUCAUUUAUCAUUAAAAUUAACUUAAAAGGCUAAUACUUUAACAGGUGCAAGAUCUAUGUGUGUGAGAGCAUUUGCUGAAGCACUUGAAGUGAUUCCUUAUACUCNCAUAGGCAUCAUAAUCAUAAUAAUAAAAGGCCAAUACAUUUAAUAAAUCAGAAAAAACUAAAGAUAUCAGAUUAACAAAUAUCUAAGCUGCUAAAGGUAAACAAUCCAACAUAUAUAUUAAGCUGUAUCUGAUGCAAUAAGAACAAGUCUAGGACCUAGAGGAAUGGAUAAAAUGAUUUAAGAUGCCAAAGGUGAAGUACUCAUUACAAAUGAUGGAGCCACUAUUCUCAAAUAAAUGGAUUUGGUUCAUCCUACUGCAAAAAUGGUAAUCUAUUCAAUAUUAAAAAAAGCUAGUUGAAAUUUCUCAUGCUUAAGAUGUUGAAGCUGGUGAUGGAACUACUUCAGUUGUAGUAUUUGCAGGAGCAUUAUUGAAAUCAUGUGAAGUCCUUUUAGAGAAAGGAAUACAUCCAACCACUAUUUCAGAGGGAUUUCAAUAUGCUUUAGAAAAUGCACUAGAAGCUUUAGAUGAAUUAAAAAAACCUGUAGAUCUAGACAAUAAAUAAUAAUUGAUUGAAUGUGUGUAAACAGCACUUUCAUCAAAAGUGGUUUCAUCUAAUAGUGCAUAAUUGGCUCCACUUGCUGUAGAUGCAGUUUUGAGAAUUGUUGACCCUCUUAAACCUGAUAAUGUUGAUCUUAAAGAUAUUAAAAUUGUUAAAAAAUUAGGAGGCACAAUUGAUGAUACUGAAUUAGUUGAAGGAAUUGUAUUCUCUAAUUAAAAAGCAAGUUAAACAGCUGGAGGACCAUAAAAAAUAGAAAAUGCUAAAGUUGCACUUCUUUAAUUUUGUUUAUCAGCACCAAAAACAGAUGUUGAGAAUUCUAUUGCAAUUAAAGAUUAUACAGAAAUGGAUAAAAUAUUGAAAGAAGAAAGAAAAUAUAUUAUAGAUCUUGUAAAAAAGAUAGUAGCAUCAGGUGCAAAUGUAUUAUUAAUACAAAAAAGUAUAUUAAGAGAUGCAGUAAAUGAUCUUUCAUUACACUUUUUAGCAAAGAAAGGUAUUAUGGUAGUAAAAGAUAUUGAAAGAGAGGAUGUUGAAUUUAUAUCAAAGGUAUAUUUAUAUAUUUAUAAUUAUUAUCAUAGACUUUAUGUUUAGUACCAGUUGCACAUAUAGAUUAAUUGACUCCAGAAAAAUUAGGAAAUGCUGGACUUGUUGAAACAGUUUUCUUGAAUGAUGAAAGUAAAGUAUUAAGAAUUACUGGAAUGCCUGCAUAAUCUAAAGCUUUAACAAUCUUAGUUAGAGGAUCAAAUUAAUUAGUUUUAGAUGAAGCUGAUAGAAGCAUUCAUGAUGCAUUAUGUGUUGUUAGAAGUCUUGUUAAAAGCAAAGGUUUAAUUCCAGGAGGAGGAGCACCUGAAAUUCAUUUAUCAUUAAAAUUAACUUAAAAGGCUAAUACUUUAACAGGUGCAAGAUCUAUGUGUGUGAGAGCAUUUGCUGAAGCACUUGAAGUGAUUCCUUAUACUCUUGCAGAAAAUGCGGGUAAACAAAGUUUAUACUCAAUCUAUAGGAUUGAAUCCAAUAAAUGUAGUUACUGAGUUAAGAAAUAGACAUCUUAAAUCAUAAAAAUUUGCAGGAAUAGGAAUGAAGAAAGUAAUUAUUAUUUAAUAUGAAUUUAAGAAUAAUAUUGUAGAUGAUAUUACAACUGAAUAAGUAGUUUAACCAAUUUUAGUAACAAGAAGUGCAUUGAGUUUGGCUACAGAAUGUGUUAGAAUGAUUCUUAAGAUUGAUGAUCUAGUCAUAUCAGCCCGUUGA